Messenger RNA from Aptenodytes forsteri (emperor penguin), 532 nucleotides. It is a transcript of the gene ATP5MJ, whose product is annotated as chromosome unknown C14orf2 homolog. NCBI's taxonomy places the organism in Eukaryota, Metazoa, Chordata, Aves, Sphenisciformes, Spheniscidae. The transcript is spliced from 4 exons. Gene Ontology annotation, cellular component: mitochondrion. The coding region runs from base 189 to 359 and encodes 56 amino acids. The record is from RefSeq and is a predicted model, not a curated record.
AUGCUUGUCCAUAAACAAGUAAACAUAAGUGUGGGUUUGUCUAUAAUUAUACAUUAAUUACCAUGAAGAUGCUUUACUUCUGUAAGAAGCACCUAGAUUUUUCCAGUUGUUUUGACAUCGGCUACCCUUGCAUCCUUUUCUCUUUGAUGCUUGCCAAAGGAUGCUUUACAUUUAGUAAUGGCAAAUAAAUGGUGCAGACCAUGCUUCCAAAGUCAUGGAGAGCCAUGAAAUUAUACUUCACUACCGUGUAUCAAGAAAUAUGGGUUGGUGUAGCAUUAACAGCUUAUGUCUACUACAAAAUUUCAUAUGGUGGCAAAAAAGCAGUGGCAGACAAAUCCUCUGGUGCUGGCCAUCAUUAAAGACCUCUUCUCUUCUUGGAGUAUGAAUCUGGUGGUUCAUCAUCUUCACUGUACAAGAAGCAAGUUACAACCAUAGGGAAGUUAAUUCUAAAACUGUACCUGAUCCAUCUGCUGUAAUUAGAGAAAGAAUAAAUACAUUGAGCAACAAGGAAUUAAACAUGUUGGACAAAGUA